UUUUCGGCAGUUAUGCUGCCCAUUUUGACACUGUUGCCGAAAAUUUGCCCCAAAAUCAACUUUGUUCUAGGCUAAAUUGGACAUGCGGUAUACGGAAAUAGUUAAGAUCUUUAACACUAAAAGGGUUAUGCGCGCUUUGCUGCGCUGUUUGUAUUGUUGGGAUUUCAUAUUAUUUUUAUUUAUUUGGUUUGGCACGUGGGGGAGAUUAUGUUGUAUGUUUUUUUAAUAACGCGGUCUUGUAGUGUUUUUUUCUUGUGAAGGUAUGAUUCUGUGUUAUCUGUUGAUCAGCCAUAUGUAUGUGUGAAAGUUCCUUACGCUGAUUGUACUAUAUUGAUGCUACAGUGUCGCAUGCUGACGAUUCUUGUUUGCCAGGUGAUGAGAAGGUGUGCAUGACUCACAUGUUUUUGUAGACUAGUUGUUGCUGAUUGAUUUGAGAAUCAUUGAUUCGGUCAAAAUUAUGAACCAGAUCCGAAAUUGAACACCUCAAUUGAAUAAAUACGAUGAAACAAAUUCAAAAUAAUCUCAAUCAAAAUCGUUGAACUAGUCUAAAGCGACGAGUCGUGUUUCAUCCAAGUCUAAUAUGAUGACUCAUGAUUUUAGUUGCACUGUUCCAAGUUCAGUCCAAAUGGUAUGCUGAUAAUUUUUCAUAUGACUAGAUAAUUGUCUGUGUGUGGCAAUGAGAUAUAAAUAUUUAAUACGUUAGUCUAUGCUUUACCCGCCCAUAUUAAUGUAUUUUAGGAUUUUAUCAAACCCUAUCCAUUAUUUAUCUACCUAAAUAAAUUUUAGAAUUUUAUUGUUAAUCACUUAUUUGGUAAAAAUUUAUCGGUUUACCAAAGAAAACAUAAUUUAUUUGAUAAGUCUAUAUGCAUAUGAUUUACCUGACCAUAUUAAAAAUUUAUCGGUUUACCAAAGAAAACAUAAUUUAUCGGUUUACCAAGGAAAACCGUAUAAGUGUGUGUUUUCACUCGUUUUGGUGUAUUUAUUAAUUCCAUAUUAUAAUAUCCAAAACAUCUUAUAAUUUGGAAUGGAAGGGUACUUCUAAAAGAACGAGACCAUCCAAAACUAGCCUUUGGAGACAUAUUUUUUUUAAAGAAACUCUAAGCAUCACGGGUCACUCCGUGACUUGAACCCGGACGGGCUAGAUAGCUCCAUGCUCCAUGCUAUCCUAGCUUGUUCUCGGAGGGGUGCUUCUCGAAUUUAACAUUCACUAUAAUUGGGCUACUUGGCAAAUCCAAGUAUUCAGCUCUAUUUUCUUUUUCCUUGGCAGUAUGACAUAAUACUUCAAUUUAUAUCUUGUGGGACACGGAUGUGUUCUGAAUUCAAACAGGUAGGGAAAUGAUUAGUAUUCAAACUCAGAGAUACAAACACGUCGCACGUUAUUAGGUAGGCACACAAGGAGCGAGAGAUAGUCAUGACAUUAGUGUGUCAACCUACCAAGAAGGCGAGGGAGAAUACCAACCCCAUCUCGGAUGCAGCAAAGCCACUGGCACCAUUACACUUCACUUCUUUUUUCGCCAAUGCAGUACACUUUUGGGCACUACGCAUCAGUUGCUUCACAUGCACCACUGCGAGUGCGAGGUGAUCCAGCAGCCCAAAAAUGGAACACGGUACAAGUGAUCAAUGGCGGUCUCCAACACCCCGAAAAUAGAUCAUGGUACAGUGAUAAUUGCGCGGUCUUUUUCUUCCUCCCACAAACUGCCACUGGUUCUUCCUGCACCCCGCUUUGCUCUCACUCGGCCACAACCCCAAGCAGCAGUCCACCCGCAGGCAGCCGCUGUCAAGAGGGGUUGAUCCAGGCCGCCACCGCCGGCUGCGCUCUACCACGCCGGCCGCUUCCAGCAGCCAAGAGGCACGUGAGAUGGACGGCGUGGAAGGUUUUCAGUUCUUCCAGAUCAUACUUGAGAACUCCUCCAGCAGGCUGAGGCUGCCUGACAAGUUUACGAGGGUGCUGCUAGACGGCGGCAAGCCCCAGGAAGUGAAGCUGCGGGAAGCCGACCACGGGCGUCGCUUCUGGGACGCGAAGGUGGUGCUGGACGCCGACGGCCACAUGUACCUAGGGCGCGGCUGGGAGCAGUUCGCCGGUGCGCACGACCUGCGGCUCGGCUACUUCCUGGUCUUCAGCUUCGACGGCGACGCCGUGCUCACCGUCAAGGUGUUCGACGUGAGCAUGUGCCGCAGGCACUACCAGCACGAUGACGAUGGCAGUACCAGCAGUGGGAGCAGCAGCGACGGCGACAGUGGCAGCGAAGAUGGCAGCAGCAACGGCGACGGUGGCGGCAACAGCAGCAGCAUGGCGGUGAUGGGGAUCGACGACGGGCCGGCGUCGCUGUUCACCGUCAUGCUGAGGGAGUGCAACCUGGGCGUGAGGCAGAAGCAGUACCUGAACGUGCCGGUGGAGUUCCAGAACGCGCACGGGUACGCGGAGAGGAGCAAGGUGGAGCUGCGGAUGCGCGGCAAGUCGUGGUUCGUGAACCUGAAGCACAGCCCCCGGAGCCGUGGCAGGCCCCGCGCGUCGCUCAGGUACGGGUGGCACCAGUUCUGCGUCGACAACGGCCUCGGCGUCGGCGACACCUGCUUCUUCCGAGCUCUCGGCGAAGGCAGCGCCGGCGAGGUCCACCUUCUCAAGGUGGAGGUGAGGAAGCGAGACGGCAGCUUCCUGGUCUGAGGCGAGGGCGGUGGCCCCCGACCUCCGUUGCAUGCGUCAGCCUGGUUGGCCGGCGUGACCUCGUCCGUGGCCAUCGACCGGCACCACUCAGUGCGUUAUCAUGCUUGCUCAAUAAUAAUUGUAAGACCUUAAUUAUCGGUAGUUCGACUGAUGGUGCCACUAGCAGCGUGGGUAAACCUGGAUGAUGAAACUGUUCUUGUUGA
Molecule: messenger RNA, 2868 nt
Organism: Aegilops tauschii subsp. strangulata
Lineage: Eukaryota; Viridiplantae; Streptophyta; Magnoliopsida; Poales; Poaceae
Product: B3 domain-containing protein Os03g0212300-like
Molecular function (GO): DNA binding
Source: RefSeq, a predicted model, not a curated record